Messenger RNA from Diprion similis, 871 nucleotides. It is a transcript of the gene Ak6, whose product is annotated as adenylate kinase isoenzyme 6. Gene Ontology annotation, cellular component: cytoplasm; nucleus. Bases 118 to 648 code for a protein of 176 amino acids. Lineage: Eukaryota; Metazoa; Arthropoda; Insecta; Hymenoptera; Diprionidae. Gene Ontology annotation, molecular function: AMP kinase activity; ATP hydrolysis activity; ATP binding. The record is from RefSeq and is a predicted model, not a curated record. The transcript has 3 exons.
AAAACCGAGCACAGCUGAUCGCCGACACGCGUGUCUGACAGGAUUAAGCGACACGCGACAAUUUGAUUCAGCGCGAGCGUCCAACAAGGCUUUGAAAACUAUCAAUUUAGAAGUAAAAUGAACGGAUCAAAUCGUACAGGUCCGAAUAUAUUGAUCACAGGAACGCCAGGCGUUGGGAAAAGCACGAUGUGUCGUCUGCUCGCGGAAAGAUCAGGCCUAAUGUGGCUAGAAGUGAGCAAGUUGGCUAUAGAAAACAAAUGCUUGGAGGAGUACGACGAGGUUUAUCGAUGCCCUGUUCUGGACGAGGAUAAGCUACUGGAUGGCAUGGAACCGGCGAUGCAGGAGGGUGGUAAAAUCGUGGAUUACCACGGUGCAGAAUUUUUCCCAGAACGUUGGUUUGAUAUUGUGUUCGUGUUGCGAGCAGACAACACGAUAUUAUAUGACAGAUUGGUGGCGAGGGGUUACACUGGUAAGAAACUUGAAGACAACAUUGAUUGUGAGAUAUUUCAGACGAUAUUAGAGGAAGCCAAGGCCUCCUAUAAGGAUGAGAUAGUUCACGAACUGCAGAGUAACACACCUGAAGAAAUGGAGCAAAAUGUAAACAGGAUAUGCCAGUGGCUCGAGCAGUGGAAAAUUGACAAUAAAUAAAUCGAAAUUUUUGUAUAACAUAAUAAUCGGUUUCCCCCAACGUACUAAUUGUUGCCGCUGUAGCAAUGAUUUAACUAGCAAUUAGUGUCUUACAAUUUUAAUCACAAUCAUUAGAGCUCUUGGCUCUGAUCACAAUUUUUCUACUUCUGUAUAUGCUAUGUACACAUCUAAACUUACACAGUUACUAACGACAUAUCAGCUUUUUUGCAAUGAAGUUGACCCU